AAGCUACGCAGAAUGUGUAGCAACUGGGCGCAACGCAGUUGCUGAAUCCGCUUCCGGCGUGCCGACGACACCGAUGCUUGUGCCCACAGACUGAUCACAGGGCUUUUACCCGAACAGCACUGAAUGGUAGCAGCUGAGAGACGGGUGCGGAGCGAGCUUUGCCAAACCCGGAGGAUUUCUCACGGCUCACGGACUAGAAUGCUCUUCUAUAUGUAUCCCCAUAAACGGAUGACAACCUCCAAACAAACCUGUACUGAAAACUUUCAGCUCUACAUCUGACGCGGGGCUGUUAUUGAGAUUUUUUCUGGUAACCAGGUCCAAGAGCAGACAUCAUGCAGGUGCAAACUGUGGGCUAACGUUACUGAAAUGACUUGCUCGGCGCUGACGCGUUUCAUUGUGCCAUGCCAACCCCGCAUUGUCAGAUGCCAUUUUACUCUGCGUUAUCCCAGCGUCUGGAAUUCCAACAUACUGGGCCUGUUGUGUAAUUAGAAGUUCGUGAGGCAGUGGCAAACAAGCUGGUGCAAUGAGAAGCUACGCUGUCCAAGACAUUGUGCGCAAUUUGUGCUGAAGCUUAUGGGUCCUGCUGCGUACUCAAGCUCCCGGCUUCCACUUGGAGAGGUGUGCUGCUGGGCUACAGCGCACUGGCUGUCGGCUUCACAUCUGGACCGCCUGGCUACUGUCAUCUGCGGCCUGUUCGGACCGUGCACUCCCUGAACUUGUAUGUUUAAGAGGAACUGACUGAGAUCGCCUCGGAUGGUGUCGUGUUAGGGAAAAGGGGUGAAUAUUAGGCUGGGACUUGACGUUAUUGGUGAUCCACUGGAACACCGUGGUCCAAAGCUGGACUGGCUGACUACUCAAGGAAAAAACGCUUAUCCAGCUAUGGAUUUUGCGUAGCGAAGUCACGCAUUUUUAAAGGCAACGCUAGGGUGACAUUGCAGUCUUCUCGCCACAUCGGUUAUUUCGUCGUCCGACAAAAAAAUAAAAAAGAGUGAAAGUGGAGUAUUGUCCGUCAUACGUAUCAACGCAGUGGGAUUUCUACGUCUGGUCGGCGUUCCCCCCCACCCUUCCCGCGGUGACGGUUAUGGGUCGGAAGCGGUGUGUCGGUGCAGAUUGUUCCAAGAUGGCGGCCGGGUGCUGCGGGGUGAAGAAGCAGAAACUGUCGGGAUCGCCCGGGUCGGGGGGUCCCGGCGGGGUGGGGGCGGGAAGCGGGGUGGCAGGAACCGGACAUUGUGGCUCGGAGUUGGGGAUUGGCUCCUCCGCGACCGUUGCAGCAGCGGCGAACGUGAGCAGAGCCAACGGCCUGGGGGGACCCGGGGGUAACGUUAGCGGCAGCAGUAGUAGUAGUGGCAGCAGCGGCACAAACGCUCUGUCCCCAGCCCCGGCCGGUUACACUUCAUCCGGCCUCUCCCCGAAUCUCAGCUCGGGACCUGGUUCGGGAAGUGGCGGCAGGAAAAUGGUCGUCUCAGCGGAGAUGUGCUGCUUCUGUUUUGACGUGCUUUAUUGCCAUCUGUACGGAUACCAACCUCCGAGAACACCCAGGUUUACAAAUGAUCCCUACCCGCUGUUUGUCACGUGGAAAAUAGGCAGAGACAAGCGGUUGAGGGGUUGUAUAGGUACAUUUUCUGCCAUGAAUCUGCACUCAGGACUCAGGGAGUACACCCUUACCAGUGCCCUUAAAGACAGCCGCUUCCCCCCUAUGACAAGGGAUGAGCUGCCUCGCCUCUUCUGCUCAGUAUCUCUUCUCACCAACUUUGAAGACGUCGGUGAUUACCUUGACUGGGAGGUGGGUGUUCACGGUAUUAGGAUAGAGUUUUUCAAUGAAAAAGGAUCAAAGCGCACCGCCACCUACCUACCAGAGGUUGCAAAGGAGCAAGGUUGGGACCACAUUCAAACCAUAGAUUCCUUACUACGAAAGGGAGGUUACAAAGCUCCCAUCACAAAUGACUUCAGGAAGACCAUUAAGUUAACCAGGUACCGUAGCGAGAAGAUGACAAUGGGUUAUGCAGAGUACAUCGCCCACCGCCAGCACCAUCACUACCAGAAUGGCAUUGGGCACCCUCUACCACCCUACAACCAUUAUUCCUGACAGCGAGCCGCAUGACCAAUCAUUGGACCUCUCCGCGGACCUUUUCCCAGGAGAGCCUGCCCCCUCCUGGUCUAGCUAUUUCUACUACUGUACCAUUUUAUGAUGAUAGUUUCCGUUGCCAUGCUGGCCGUCUCCCAGACGUUGACAUGGCAACGGGUGGCAACGAAGCAUCAUUUGAUUAUGGCAAGAAAUCCACAUUUCUUUAUUUUUCUUUGCCUGUGGUUAAGUUUUUGCAGCAUUAUGUAUACCUAUAUCUAUAACCCCCCUAUCCAUUAAUAUUUUUUGAAAACUAAACAAAUAUUAGAUUUUAUUAAUCUUACGUCUUUUCAGCAAACCUAAUCAGGUGUUUGAUUCUGUGGAUGGAAGGAAGUCUCUUUCGGUGGAUUAGUCUCGCGCUUAUAUUGUUUAGGCUUUGCUACAAUUUUACAUUUACUAAGAAAACACUUAUUUUUUUCCUUCUUUUCUUUAUCUUACUAUUCAGACAUGUAUACCAUGUAGCAAGGCAACUGCAGUUCUCAAAGGCUGUGUCGUCUCUAUUCUGAUUCCUCUCAAAAAAAAAAAAAAAAAAAAGAUUGACUGUCGAGAUUGCUUGUAAACUCUUGUAGUGUUGUAGUUGGGACUAUAUAUUGGGAUCUGUAUACUCCAAAGUAUAGAUAGUAGGAUUGUGAUGCCCUUUGCUGGUAGUGUUUAUUGUUUGAGCUCACAAUCGUGUGUGUAUUUCUGUGUGUGGAUAUAGAUAUUGGUCUGCCACAAAAUGAAAACCAGUAGAGUAAAUUUAGAAAUUGGAUUUUACCUAAAAAGUUCCCCCACAGAGUUUGUUUGGAAACCUUCCCCUUGAGUAUUCGUAGAGUUUUUGUGGUGGAACCUGUAAACGUUGAACUGCGUUUGUUUGGCUCGAGCUUUUAGCCAUGUUCCCUCUUUUUUUGUUGUUUUUGAACUUUAAGGUAAUUGUGGAGGAAGCCAUUUUUGUCUGAGGAUAAUCACGUUUGUGCAGGGGAUUUGUUAACUGUGAAAUUUGAUACAAGUGGGUCUGAUAUCCCCCGCAUUGGAGAAGGGGAGCAGAAGACAAAAAAAAAAAAAAAAAAGAAUGUGCAUGAACAAUGCUUUCAUUUAAAUUUACUGUGUCUGUUGGUUUCUGAGUUUACUGGCAGGGAGUCACUUGAAUGGGACAUGCUAUAACUACUUAAAGCCAUAUUCUCUUUUUAUUCCACACCUUGUAAGAGUGGUCUGUUGUUUGGCUUGAAGUGUUAGCAUUCGGUCAACUCUAGUGUAUUCGGUCUUCAACCUCUGAAUGCAAACUUAACACCAGCCAGCCUCAGGCAAGGCUGCACCACUGAUACCGGUCUAACCGGGCGGUUUCAGUCAUUUGUCGGUCGUCUUGUAUAUUGCCCUCGUCGUUUUGGAAACAUUGUCUUGCCUCUUCAGAUUAUAGCUAACCAUUGUCACUUGUUCACAAAGUAUGAUGUAUCAAAGUUGUCAUUUUGAAUGAAGACACGCCACUUGACGCACAAAGGAUCUAAUUAACAUGUUUGUGUCAUUUAGAAGUGCAUGUCGUCGUGCUCUUCAGAUUCUGAAGCAGUUAAUUUAGUUGUUGAAACCGCACUACCACCGUUACCCUCUCACACUCUGCUGUUCAGUGAGAUCCCGUUGAUCUUGUGUGUCCACGGCACAGGAAAUGUUUAGAUUCGUGGCCUGUUUUGUCAGCUGUUUGGCAGUAGGUUAGAGCAAACACAGUUGAGUUAGUUAGAGCAGAAUCUCUGCAUGGAGCCGGGUGGCUUGCAGUAAAGGUCUACAAAUAAAAAAGCCAGGGCUUUGUAAGGACUUAAGAAGCCAUUUCCCAUCCAAAUAUUACUUGUUGUGAGUCACAUCCACACACACGUUAGGCUAGUUGGAUUUACUUUUCCAGAAUGUUUGAGGAUCGUCACCCGAUCCGCUCGCUUUGGGUUUCGGCUUUAGUUUUUUGCGAACUGGAAUUUUUGAGAGGUUCCUGUUACUUGACCACCAUCUUUCUUCGUAACAGCCUUUACUAACUGACAGGUUAUUUUUUCUUUAUGCAAAAUGUCAAGGGCUUUUGGCACUCCAUCCACAGUAACCCGAAAUGACCCAGAUUUAAGUUGUGUUGCCUUAAAUGAAUGAUUUAAUAAACGAUGGGCCGGUAGAUGAUGCUCCGACUGCUCCUUUGUCCCGUGGUUCGCUCGUUCCCAGUUCCAUCUCCACACCACAGUGUCGAUGUUGUUUUCCUCACUUGAAUGCUUUCUUGGACAUACGGGGGCUCCUGUAUGCCUGCAGUCUCCUGUUUGCUCUCGUCUUACCCAGCUGCUGGUCCUCAGUCCUUUCAUUUUUUUUUUGAAAGCCCCCCGUAAACACAUUCUCUUAAAAUAAUGUCGCACACUGUGGUGGUGUUACCCUAAAUGUCUGAACCACGGGAAGACCGUUUCAUGCCUCGCAAAAUGUAUGCUUUCAUGAAUACACUACAUCAAAAGUUUGACAGAGGAACAGUCAGACGUUCAUUUCCUGGUCCAUUUAAUACAGCACAACCUGAAUUCUUCUGCUGCAAAACCAAAUUGACCAUGCUAUUUUACAUAUAUGUCUUUGUAUACACAUGCAAUGUAUUUAGUUGCAUGUAUGUAUGAGUAUGAGACCUAUGGUUUUAUCCAUGAUAUGCUUGAUCUAUGGCUUAGACACUCUUAUUAACCAUUAAGAGAUUUAAAAGACAAAUAUGGUGCUAUCGGACCUCAUAUUGGGGUGGUCACAGCUCGUGACUGGUCAUGCGGACUCAUUGAUCAUAUCAUACUUAAAGAUGCUGCAUGUAAGAUUUUCUCUGUAGUAUGUUGCUGUGAAAUGAGUCAUGACGGCACAUUUUUAAUACUGAAGGAUGUGAAUGUCACUGAUACAAACAGUAGCCCCGAGAAGAAAUCUGCGCUUUCGUUAACCAACGUGGGAUUUUUGGGAUCAAUUCCCUAUGGGAAAACCAGACUGAUAUACAUAUAAUGAAGAAGGAAAAUGCCCUGCAGCAAACACGUCACAGGGGCUAUGGAAUGUACUGUUAAUGGUCGUUAUUACAGUUUAACAGUGAUGUAUUAAGAGAAAAUCCUACAUGUGUUACCUUUACUAUCCUUGAUAUAUGCAGAUCUGUUCAACAGGUGUUUUUUUUUCCUACCAGUGCAAGUCAACACCCCUGCAGGUUUGAAAGGACAAGAAGUCACACGUAGCCUCCCCCCUCUUCCCUCAAUUACUCCCUACACUGUGGCCCAACCUCAUGGCCUAGUUUGUCAAGGUGUGAUGUGUGUCGUUCGGUAGAUAGUGGCAGUAGUAGUGACCGUUGCCUCUCCCAGAAGACUGGAUGCUGCUCUUUUUUUUUUCUGAGCACAUCCUCCGUUUAUCCUUUAGCUGCUGAAUCGUUUGACCUCUGAAAAGGCAAGGUUUGAAAGGUCCUGUUGCCGAGGCUUACGCAGCCUGCCUCGUACUACGUUGAAGGUAAGCAUCUCUAACGGGACGCAGAGCUAAUGUUUUACGUAGAACCACGCAGAAAAUAGUCCUGCUUCUGUACUGAUUAACUGUUUAAAGCAUUGAUACCUCAUGGGAUAUUAUGGAACGACAUUUGUAGUUCGUUGUAGCAGAUUGUGUUUUGGUUCCAUACCAGGGUUAGAGUUCAGCCUCAGCAUUCCUUCUGUGGUCAUUCUCAUGUUUCGUGGAAUGCUCAAGCUCGUGUUACCUUCGUAUGUUUGACUGAACCAAAGAUGCCAGCGGCCAUGCCCAAAUGCUGCUCUUAAGGCCUGGCUUCCUGUCCUUCCAAAAGACACCCCUGCAAAUUGACAAAAUGUUCUUUAUGUCUUUUAAUUUUAUUUUAUUUUUUGUGCGAUUUCUCAACUGUCUUGACUUAUUGAGCAACACAAUUUUUCAAUGAAUUUUCAUUGAGUCUAUCCCUGAAGCCACAGACGGCGUCAGGGAUGGUUAAAAAUGGUUGCAAAUUGUUGUUACUUGUUUUGUUUAUUAUUAUUAUUAUUAUUAUUAUUAGUGGUAGUAUAAUUAUUAUUAUUAUUAUUAUUAUUGCUAUAAUUUACAAAAAUGAAAAUCCCAUGGUGUGCCUCCUAGCUUUAUGGGUUUAUAAAUGUUUUUUUCCCUAAAGACCAGCAGUUAUACUUUGUAUAAAAGAUGGAUUUUUCCUUAUUUUUUAUGCCAUUAUAAAUGAAAAAAAGCCUGUUUUCGUUACUCUGGACCCAGUAGCUGCACUGGUAUACAAUCGCACUGAUAGAUGAAUAAAAAAAAAAAAGAAUAAAUGAAUCAAUAAUAAUAAUGAUAAUGACAAAUGAAAUAAGAACUACAAUAAACUUGUGUUUGAAGCUUUUAUUAAAAAAACUUUAAAAAAGAAAAUAAAAAAAAGGAAAUGACUGUUUUUGUACAUCAAAAUAAAUUCUUUUCAAAAGAAUAUUUUGGAUCUAGUUUCAAAAUUAUUUUAGUGGUUUUCUAUGUUCUGAAUUUUUGAGACACUGACUUCGAAGACGUGUCACUGUACAAAAUGACUUUUUCUGUUGCAGUGGCCUGAUGGGCUGGGAGGGUUACCUGGUGUAACUCCUCAUACCAAUUACUCUUUCUUUUCCUUUCAGUUUUUUUUUUUUGGAAUUUUUUUUCUGCUUUAGUAACUUGAAAAAUGUUGAUGGGAUAAUAUGAACUGGGAACUUCAAAAAAAAAAUCCAUCCCCCUUGUAGAGCUAGACCCUUCCUCCUUUCCUAUUGAAUUGCUGUUAGUGUGACAAGACUUGAAAUGGGCAUUUAAUAUGAUAGUAUGACUCCAAAAGAAAAAAAACCACAAAAAUAAACAAACACAUUUUAAAAAAUAAAAAACUGAAGAAAAAAAGAAAUGAGCAACAACAAAAAAAAAUUGCAAAACAAAAAGUGUGGGGAGGGUUGAAAGAAUAUAUAUAGAUGGGUUAUCUGAGUAUGUAAGCAAUGGCUGUGAAGAUAAUGUAGUUUUAAACAUUGUUAUUACCUUUUAAAAUCAUUUAUUCAAUAAAAAAAUACAAAAUCAACUGAAAAGA
Messenger RNA from Epinephelus lanceolatus (giant grouper), 7124 nucleotides. It is a transcript of the gene ammecr1, whose product is annotated as AMMECR nuclear protein 1. The record is from RefSeq and is a predicted model, not a curated record. Lineage: Eukaryota; Metazoa; Chordata; Actinopteri; Perciformes; Serranidae.